This is a messenger RNA of Cuscuta epithymum, 544 nucleotides long. The record is from the annotation of a GenBank genome assembly. NCBI's taxonomy places the organism in Eukaryota, Viridiplantae, Streptophyta, Magnoliopsida, Solanales, Convolvulaceae.
AAAACAUCUCUAUUGAGUACAAUGUUCUAUAUUAUUGAGCAUUGAGACUAUGCGAUUAAAAUCUUUAUUGGGCAUCAAAACAUCUUCAUUGAGUAUCGUGUUCUCUACUAUUGAACAUCGAGACUAUGUGAUUGAUAUCCAAUCUGGUCGCCGCAGGCUCCAAUCUAACAUGUGGUGGUGGCGUGAUUUUUGUAGUCUAGAAGGAGUCAGUGAGCCGCGGACAGCAGCGUCUUGUCGUGUAGGUGCGAAGAACAAGCAGUCUAUAUGGGAUGCGAGUGGCAAGUCGUCCUUAUGGAAACGAGCGGCGAACCAACAAUCUGGGUGUGAGCGGCGAGCUAUCAGUCUAGGUGUGAGCGGCGAGGCGUCCAUCUAGGUCAUCGAUGGAGAGUGCGCAGUGCCAAUAAAAUCUGGUUGUACCAUGCACAUGGUACACUGACUGUACGAUAUAAUUUGCCCAAUUUACAUAAAGUAUAAAAAUCAUUACAAAUUGUAUUAGGAGAUGUAAAUACAUAUGAGAAAUGUAUAAAUUGUACAUUGAUUAUUG